Molecule: messenger RNA, 342 nt
Organism: Entrophospora sp. SA101
Lineage: Eukaryota; Fungi; Glomeromycota; Glomeromycetes; Entrophosporales; Entrophosporaceae
Source: the annotation of a GenBank genome assembly
AUGCAACUACAAAGUAAAGGUGGUCCAGCCGAAGCUGGUAUAUUUUUGAGUAUGGGUGAAUGGAUGGAGUUGUUUUUCAUGGACCUAAAGUAUGAUGGAUUAUACUGUACCUGGUUGUUUCUUAGAACAAUCCUAGUGAUCGAAAAGGCUUCAAUCCCAUUAGCAGAGUUUGCAAUUAGCCAUGUUAUUGCUUUGGAAGAACAUAUUGGAAAACUUGCGGAGAACUACAAAUAUUGGAAUAGUCAAAAUAUUCAAAAGAAUCAAAAUGAUCAAACUACACCACCUAGAUCUUUCAUGCAUAAAUUUCCAAAUACUCCACAAGUAAAAUUGUUGCUUAAGUGA